UGCUUCCUGGCUUCACUCACAUGCUCAGAGAGGGAAGAGUCUUAGCAGCACAUGAAGAAGCUCUGGCUAUUUUAAACUACACGGGAUUGGACUCAGAAUAGUUGUAUAUCUCUUGCGGCGUGUGGCAGAUCGUAUGUACCAAGUAGAGCCAGAGCAGAGUUCCUUUGUUUUACCUUUAUAGGAUUUGCCUCCAUCUGACUGUAGGUGGUUGAGCGUGUGUGACACAGAGUGUGUGUGUUUGUGUGCGUCUGCAUGUGUGUGUGAGAGAGAAACAGAACCAGGAUGAUUGCGGCUCAGCUACUAGCCUAUUACUUCACUGAACUCAAGGAUGAUCAGGUCAAAAAGAUCGAUAAGUACCUGUACUCCAUGCGUUUCUCUGAUGAGACCUUAAAGGAAAUCACGCAGCGGUUUCGGAGGGAGCUGGUCAAAGGACUGGGGAGGGACACUAACCCCACUGCUGUGCUCAAGAUGCUGCCUACUUUUGUGCAGUCAAUCCCUGAUGGCUCAGAGAAGGGAGACUUCAUUGCAUUGGAUUUGGGAGGCAGUAACUUCAGGAUCCUCCGUGUCAAAGUGAGCCAUGAGAAGAAACAGACAGUUCAGAUGGAGAGUCAAAUCUAUGACACACCAGAGGACAUCAUUCACGGCAGUGGAACAAGGCUGUUCGACCAUGUGGCGGAGUGUCUCGGCGACUUCAUGGAAAAACAGAACAUCAAAGACAAGAAACUCCCAGUUGGAUUUACCUUCUCCUUCCCCUGCCAGCAGACUAAACUAGACGAGGGCAUUCUGGUAACAUGGACAAAGCGUUUCAAAGCCAGUGGAGUGGAGGGAAUGGACGUUGUCCAGCUGCUCAACAAAGCCAUCAAGAAACGAGGAGACUAUGAUGCUGACAUCAUGGCAGUAGUGAAUGACACUGUGGGAACGAUGAUGACCUGUGGUUUCGAUGACCAGCGCUGUGAAGUCGGCAUCAUCAUCGGUACGGGCACCAAUGCGUGCUACAUGGAGGAGCUGCGUCACAUUGACCUGGUGGAGGGAGACGAGGGCAGGAUGUGUGUGAACACUGAGUGGGGAGCCUUCGGAGACGACGGCAGGCUGGAAGACAUCAGGACAGAGUUUGACAGAGAGAUAGACCGAGGCUCCCUCAACCCCGGCAAACAGCUAUUUGAGAAGAUGGUCAGCGGUAUGUACAUGGGGGAGCUGGUUCGUCUCAUCCUGGUGAAGAUGGCUAGAGAGGGCCUGCUGUUUGAGGGAAGGAUCACCCCCGAGCUGCUAACCAAGGGGAAGUUUGAGACCAAACACAUCUCAGCCAUAGAGAAGAGUAAGGAGGGGUUGAGCAAGGCCAGAGAGAUUUUAACCCGACUUGGUGUGGAUCCCUCAACUGACGACUGCAUCGCUGUGCAGCAUGUUUGUACCAUUGUGUCUUUCCGCUCUGCCAACCUGAUAGCUGCCACGCUGUCAGGCAUCCUGCUGAGGCUAAAGGAGAACAAAGGAGUGGCACGACUCCGAACCACUGUAGGCAUCGAUGGAUCGCUAUACAAGAUGCACCCACAGUAUUCCCGUCGUCUUCAUAAGACGGUCCGUCGUUUGGUCCCAGACACUGACGUCCGAUUCCUCCUCUCAGAGAGCGGCAGUGGAAAAGGAGCUGCGAUGGUGACCGCUGUGGCCUACCGACUCGCAGAACACUCAAAAGAAAUCAAACAAACACUGUCUGAAUUCCGCCUGACGACCGAGCAACUGCUGGAGGUAAAGAAAAGAAUGAGAGAAGAGAUCCAAAAUGGCCUUUCAAAGAGCACUCAGGAUGCUGCUACUGUCAAAAUGCUGCCAACCUUCGUAAACAGCACUCCUGAUGGCUCAGAGCACGGUGAUUUCCUGGCCUUGGAUUUAGGAGGAACCAACUUCAGAGUCCUUUUGGUCAAGAUUCGCUCUGGAAAGAGGAGAACCGUGGAGAUGCACAACAAGAUCUAUGCUAUUCCUCUAGAGGUGAUGCAGGGCACAGGAGAGGAGUUGUUUGAUCACAUCGUGCAGUGUAUCAGUGACUUUCUGGACUACAUGGGGAUGAAGAACGCUCGUCUUCCUCUGGGUUUCACCUUCUCGUUCCCCUGCAGACAGACCAGCCUGGACGCUGGUAUCCUGGUGACAUGGACCAAGGGGUUCAAGGCGACAGACUGUGAAGGAGAAGAUGUGGUGGGUCUGCUGAGGGAGGCCAUUAAGAGGAGAGAGGAAUUUGACCUGGAUGUAGUGGCCGUAGUGAACGAUACAGUGGGAACCAUGAUGACCUGUGCUUAUGAAGAACCCACCUGUGAGAUUGGACUCAUCGCUGGCACUGGCAGUAAUGCUUGUUACAUGGAGGAGAUGAGUAACAUUGAGAUGGUAGAUGGAGAUGAGGGACGGAUGUGUGUCAACAUGGAGUGGGGGGCUUUCGGAGACAGCGGUUGUCUUGACGACAUUAGGACAGAGUACGACCGCGCUGUGGAUGACUUCUCCCUCAAUCCAGGCAAACAAAGGUAUGAGAAAAUGUGCAGCGGCAUGUACCUCGGCGAAAUUGUGCGAAACAUCCUGAUAGAUAUGACGAAGAGAGGAUUCCUGUUCAGAGGACAGAUCUCUGAAACACUGAAGACCAGAGGCAUCUUUGAAACAAAGUUCCUCUCACAGAUAGAGAGUGACAGAUUGGCUUUGCUGCAAGUGAGAUCCAUCCUGCAACACUUAGGCCUGGACAGCAGCUGUGAUGACAGUAUCAUAGUCAAAGAGGUAUGUGGAGCAGUGUCACGUCGUGCAGCUCAGCUGUGUGGGGCAGGAAUGGCAGCCGUGGUGGAUAAGAUCAGAGAGAACCGAGGACUGGACCAUCUAAAGAUCACUGUGGGGGUGGACGGGACACUCUACAAACUACAUCCACAUUUCUCAAAGGUCAUGCACCAGACAGUAAAUGAACUGGCUCCUCAUUGUGAUGUCAACUUCCUGCUGUCCGAGGACGGCAGUGGGAAAGGAGCUGCACUCAUCACAGCCGUGGGCUGCCGGAUGAGACAGGAGCUGAACAACAAAUAGAAGAUAUCUCUUCUGUUUCACUAUUAGCUCCCCACUUUCUGUGUUUCCCCUCUCGUUCUCCCUUCUGUUUUUCCCCCCCUCGUCUCUUAUCCUUCUGAAUCCAAACAGUCCAGUCAGCGUUUGAUGCUCCUGUAGCUGCUUUAGCCGGUCUACGUGACAGAACAAGACAGAGAUAGCUUCCUCUGCUGUGUUAGCUAGCAGAAAGUCAGGCACCAUGUUGUAGUUAGAGUAUGUUUGAUUAACCAUUGUAACAAUACCCAGACUCUUAAGGUUUUUGUGAUUUCUGAGGUGAAACCUAUCUAUAGAGAUAAAACAUGCACAUUCAGCUCCUGAAAGAAAUGUGCAGGGCAGAAAAAAGACUCCACAUGCUCCUUUGACGCUCCUAUGAGCUGUGUAUCAUCGCCAUCUGGAGGAUUCCUCUGAUAGCUGCAGUCUGUUACAAUAUACUGGAGAACAGUUGCAAGACAUUUUUUUGGAAAGCACUGCAGAGAAAUGUUCAUCAGUAUGUUCUGUGGAUGCAGGAACAUAAAAACACUGUUUUAGACCAAAGUUUCCAAAGUGUGUCUGCUGUCGCUACAGUAAGACUUAGGUGGUGAUAUAAAAAACGUGUAAUGAGAUGAAAGGGAAUAUUUUGCUUUAAAAAUCUUAAUAUCUUACCCAGAUAUAAUACAAUAUGUUAUACAUACAUUGUUGCUAUUUAUUUUAUUUUUGUAUUGGGAGAUGUUGAAAAAUAUUGCUGUUGCAAUUAUAAAGAGGAAGCCAGCGUCAAAGUCCCCUCAGCCGGUAGCUGUCCUGUAGGGAAGGAUUUAAUAAAACACUUCAGGGCAGAAAGGUGACAAAAAAUGGGGGACUUUUUCUUAUCAUGCUAGAUCUGAGGGAGAGUCACAUGCUUGUUAAAUGUGCAGAUUUGGUCUAAUUUAUGACAGCAAUCCUUAUUCUACUCUAAUGUGCUCUACUGUAAAAUAUGUCCAAAGAGCUGUUGUAUAAGUAGAAAUCCUGUUGUUAGUUCGAAUCGCAGCUGCUGAUAAAGUUGUCCUUGUUGUCUUAAGAAGUGCUGCUCAUCAUCACAGUGAGACUUAACAGUAACAGCCAUGAAACGGGAAUGUGGUGCUAAUGUAGAUGCCAGUGGAACAACAAUGGCCAAAUGGUGUAGCUUAAACUUUGAGGGGAAUUUUAGAAAUGUUGGAAAUAAACCUUCUCUAUAUAUUCUGUCACUGUACUCCUAAAGACUCAGGGGAGUGUUUAAAGUGAACUACUGUAUGACUCAUUCAAGUUACACAAUUCAUGCAAAGUCAUAUUUAUUUUUAUCUAUAAUAAAAUCAAGUAAUCAUGUUAUAGCUGUUGACAUAUUUUCAUAUAUAGUGGAUGAAUCCUAGCUAAGGGUGGCUCUGUGAGAUGCUACAGUACAUUUUACAGCCUUCUGUGUAGUUAAAAGUCAGAUUAGUACAAACACAGCCUGAAGCAGGCACAGCUCAGAAAUCCUAUGAAAUGACAAUGCAACCAAUUUCCAUCCCUACUCAAACUGCCAGGAUACAGAGGACCAGACUCAUCAGCAGGUCUUCAAAUGUUUUGUUCCACAAAGCAGUAAAAUAGUCUGACAGCCAGCCCGACAUCACACAGACACUUUAAUCUCUUUGCUUCUGCUCACAAAACCCAGACUGUAUCUGUCCAACACUGUCAAUCAAUCAGUCACCAAAUAAAGACAAACCUGUGUUAA
Molecule: messenger RNA, 4756 nt
Organism: Centropristis striata (black sea bass)
Lineage: Eukaryota; Metazoa; Chordata; Actinopteri; Perciformes; Serranidae
Gene: hk1
Product: hexokinase 1
Exons: 21
Coding region: 283-3039 (918 amino acids)
Biological process (GO): glycolytic process; intracellular glucose homeostasis; glucose 6-phosphate metabolic process
Cellular component (GO): mitochondrion; cytosol
Molecular function (GO): ATP binding; glucokinase activity; mannokinase activity
Source: RefSeq, a predicted model, not a curated record